UCUUUUAAAUUACAGCAUGGUUUUUUAUGUUAAAAUUUAAAGCAUAUUGAACAAAUAUAGGCCACCUACUUGCUACUGAAUUAGUGGAUUUAUCUAUUUUCUUCAAUUAUUUUUUAGGAAUGAAAUGUUAUUAUAAAAUCAAAGGCACACCGUAAAUUGACAUGUCGAAAGAAGGAAUUACAGAGGUCGACUUCCGACAGUUGCUGGUUGACGUGGCAGAAUGGUAUGAUCGGCUUGGAUACUUGACUAUGUUGAAAGUUCUAUACCGAGACAAUGUGAAUGACAAUUGUCAGUUGAUUAGUGCUACUACGGUGAUGGACUUACUACGUAUGUUAAUUUGUUCUGGAAAUUUGAGUUCAGAGAAUCUUACUAUCAUAUACGACACAGUGAGAGCAACCCAACAAUUUGGCUUUGAAUCGAAAAUCAAGGAUAAACUUCUACCAUUCGAAAAUAGCACGGAAUGCGGAGUUACUAAGUUUACACAAAACAGACUAAAACUUUUAAAGCUGGGAACAACGCUGACUCAAGAUGAUGUAGUAAGGCUUGAUGGAAUAUACAACAUACCUCUACUUAAAAAAUAUGGAGACAGUUGGAGUCUGAUUUUGGAUCUAGAACAAAGAAUGAAACUCGGUGAUGGAAAUAUGGACAACUUUAUCGAAGUGUUACGAAGUAAUGGUCUUCGCUGGGCAGUGAAAGCUUUAGUUGAUGACAAUGAAGCAGACGCAUUAAUGGUCAAAAGUCCAAACUUAGAGUUGCCAAGCCACCAAGAUGUGACUAUCAGAGAAUAUCUACUCAAUCGACAAAAGAAAUUAUGCUGCAAUGCAAACCGGUUCACACCAGCAACGUUGAAUACAAAAUACCAAGUAGAUCUUGCCGAUAUGUUCACGGAUCUGGAAAUACUCAAAGAAAAUAAGAAGAAGCGAGAUUCCAAGCAAACAACUCUGGAUGAUGUUUUGGGAAUCAUCAAAACACCUUCAUGUAAAGUUCUUAUCGAUGGUGAGGGUGGUAUAGGAAAAACAACCCUUCUUAGGUACUUAGCCUACAAAUGGUCUACGGAAUCAGAUGAAACCUUCAAAGGUAAAUUAGUAUUCCCUGUCAAUAUCAGAGAUAUGGAAGAAGGUGAGGAUAUCUUAGAUGUAAUUGUAAAACAAAUGAAUCUAGAAAAUUUCAAUUUGAAAACAAAUCUCCCAAAUAAUCCAAAUUUAAUAAAAAGAUUCAUAAGGAAGCAUGAUGACGAAAUUGUGUUGUUGUUGGAUGGAUUAGAUGAAUUAAGAGUUAGAAAUGAAAGUCCAAUAAGUCUUUUCAGAAAGGAAGAAUUAGAAAACAGCACGGUGAUACUCACAACCCGUUCAGAAAAUAUUGAUGAAUACAUUAAAGAGAGCAGUGUCCAUUUAAAGGUGAAGGGGUUCAAUGAACACAACAUAAAUAUAUAUAUAAAGAAAUACUUUGACUACGUGGAAGAACCUGCAUUGGGAGAUUCUCUUAUUAGGGAGUUGUCACGCUCAGUGAGUAUACCUACCUGGAGAAAUACACAUAAUGACGAAUAUUCUAUGUGUAAGAAUCCAAUGUUGCUUUUCUCAAUCUGUAUGAUGUGGGAAGAUAAGCAGAAUCUUCCAGCUGAUAAAACUGAUCUUUUGAAGGAGAUUUAUCGAUCCAUCUUGAAUCAGUUCAUUGAAAAACAAGAACCCAAAGAGCACAAAAUCUCUAGAUUCGAGGAGACACCAGUUAAGUAUGUAAAUGCUAUGCUUCUGUUAGGGAAAUGUAUGUAUAACAGCUUAAAGAGGAAUCAACUCUUAAUCAACAAGAAAGAUUUUGAAGGAAAACAAGAAAUGAUUGCGUUAGCAAUAAAAUUAGGAUUUGUGUACAAAGAUGCGCCAAAUAAGGAUAAGUUUGAUGAUAUUUUUGCAGCUCCUCACAAGUUAAUAGUAGAGUCAUUGGUAGGAUUUUACUUGUACAAACUAUGUGAUACAACAGGGUUGGAAACUGCCAGUUCAGGAGACAUGGCCAAUAUACUUAAGCCAUUAGAUGAUAAUGAAUGGGAGAUGGUAAUAGAGAACGAAUAUUUACACAUAGCAAUAGUGUGUACUAUUGGAUUCCUAGGAACUAAUGCUGAAAAGAUAUUGAAUCACUUGAUAACAAAUAGUUUCUCAAAAUAUCGCUCUCUAAUUGCAUAUUUAGACUUUGUGAAAGAAGGGCACAGAUAUGUUGUAGUAAAGGCACUUGAUGACCACUUGACCAAGAAAGGUUUAAAAAUAAAGCGACAUAUUGGUGACGUUUGUAAAUCACUUAAGAGAUUUAAACAUCAUUUAAAUCCUGAUGUACAGGAGGAAGAGGAACAUUUCAUACAUCUUAUGAGAAGAGUUUAUGAAGUAGUUCCAAGGGUAAAUAUACUUGAAUAUGAACAUGGAGAUAGAAAUGUGGUUGUGAAAUCUCUGAUUACUCCCCUUAAAAGUUUUUGUAAAAGACUGUCAGCUGAAAAAAUGGGCAGAAUGUUUGCGCACAUUAUGCUUGCUGUACCAGACCAACAGGUAAUUUUGAAAUGUAUCCAUGAAGUGUGUGCUGAUACUUAUGUGAAAUACCUAACAGCUGAAUUUCAGAAACUUAAUCUAAAAUAUGAUAUUACAGAUUAUAAAUUGUAUGCCUCAGUUCUCACUAUUCCACCCAG
Messenger RNA from Anneissia japonica, 2665 nucleotides. RefSeq lists its product as uncharacterized. Gene Ontology annotation, biological process: regulation of apoptotic process. The transcript has 4 exons. The record is from RefSeq and is a predicted model, not a curated record. The annotation marks the transcript as partial. Gene Ontology annotation, molecular function: protein binding. Lineage: Eukaryota; Metazoa; Echinodermata; Crinoidea; Comatulida; Comatulidae.